This is a messenger RNA of Mercurialis annua (annual mercury), 737 nucleotides long. Its product is annotated as BAG family molecular chaperone regulator 2-like. Lineage: Eukaryota; Viridiplantae; Streptophyta; Magnoliopsida; Malpighiales; Euphorbiaceae. Gene Ontology annotation, molecular function: protein binding. The coding region runs from base 216 to 689 and encodes 157 amino acids. The transcript has 2 exons. The record is from RefSeq and is a predicted model, not a curated record.
CUAUGUUGGAAACAUUACACUAAUUGAAUUAUCCAAUUAAAAUAGUUUAGUAUUUUCUGAACACCGAAUGCGGCUUAUAUUUUAUUCAUUACCUUAUAUGUUGUCCUACUAUAUAACAAAGCUACUCUCAAGUUCUUUUUUCUCCCCAUUAACUUUGAGCUCAUUUUUGAACAAAAAAGAACACAAAAUUUAGUUAAUAUCAAGUUUAUAUAAACAUGAUGAAGUUUAGGUCUAAGAGGUUUUGCAGAGGCAGUUUUAAGUUUUGUGGAAAUAAUAAUAAUAAAGGAAGUGAAAAGGCGAAUUGUGAAAACAUUUACAAUAAUAGUGAAGUGAAAUGGGAGGUUAGGCCUGGGGGCAUGCUUGUUCAGAAAAGAGACUCCGGUGAUAGUGUUGCAGAGUUGAUCUCUAUCAAUGUCUCUACUCUUUCUCACUUCCAUCUUAUUUCUAUUGAGGCUACCUCAACCUUCGGGGAACUAAAGAUGGUAUUGUCAUUGGUAAGUGGGUUGGAACCAAGAGAGCAAAGAUUAUUGUUCAAAGGAAAAGAAAGGGAAGAUAGUGAAUAUUUACACAUGGUUGGGGUUAGAGACAAGGACAAGGUGUUCUUGUUAGAAGAUCCUGCUAUCAAGGAGAUGAAACUUCAUAGCAUGCCACGUGGCCAAUCCAUUGGAACUCCUUGUAUAACUGUAUAAACAAAAACCUAACCACCUUAAUUAAAUAUAUCAUUGUCGUUUCUUUUA